AUGGUCUUCACAAAACCACAACUUAACGUACUGUCACUUGGUUUGAACUUCAAGACUCCCCAAAAGAAGUUGAACAAGAUCCAAACAAAAAUUGAAUUCGAAAACCUGUGUGACCAAUUUAAAGACCUUUCGGCAACCUCAGCUGAUAGUGCUGGUUGGCUUUGUGCUACAAUGGUGGACAUUUUGCACACCUUCCUUUCUGCGCCUAUAAGACAACAAACUGGUCUCAAAGCAGAACACUAUAAAGCCAUACAAGGAUUGCGGAUGAUGUCUGAAUUAAAAUUCCUCAAACCCGACAAAGGCUCUGGGGUGGUUAUUAUGACCAAAGAAAGCUACAAGGAAAAAAUGAACCGAAUAUUGUCGGAUGACAGCAAAUUCAAAGCGGACAAGACGCCUGAUAACGGUACUCUCACAGAAAAGAUGAUAACCCGAAAGCUUCAGAUUCUAUUAUUACACGGUUACAUCGCUGAAGCUCAAUACAAAAAUCUGAAACCACUGGGAACAGGGACACUCCAGAUGAGAUGCUCAUCCAAAAUUCACAAAGCCUGUGCCCCACUCAGUCCAAUCUUAUGCAUGCAGAAUUCAUUAUAUCACAAGGUGGCCCGAUGGUUGGUCGACAUUUUGGAUCUUAUUCGCAAAGCUCUGACGCCUCAUUGUAUUAAACUCUUUUGA
Molecule: messenger RNA, 672 nt
Organism: Echinostoma caproni
Lineage: Eukaryota; Metazoa; Platyhelminthes; Trematoda; Plagiorchiida; Echinostomatidae
Source: the annotation of a GenBank genome assembly